Molecule: messenger RNA, 2961 nt
Organism: Emericellopsis cladophorae
Lineage: Eukaryota; Fungi; Ascomycota; Sordariomycetes; Hypocreales; Bionectriaceae
Product: Ankyrin-like protein
Exons: 1
Coding region: 1-2961 (986 amino acids)
Molecular function (GO): protein binding
Source: RefSeq, a predicted model, not a curated record
AUGAAUUCGUCGAUUGCCUUGCCGAAUCCGACCCAGUCUGACAACGAGUUCUCCUUUCUCGAGGCUCUCAACAUCGGCCCUACAAGUGAUCAGCUGUCUCUCAUGUCCAAAGAGAGGCUUGGCAUACCGACACAGGCUCCUCUUCACGAUACUACCCAGUUCAAAGGGCUCUCAGCAGCUCCUGUCAUCACGGAGACACCCGUACGACCACCAAGUCGAAGCCGGACAGCCAAGAUGACCGCGUCGGCUGCCCACGCCCGAGCUCAGACACAAUGCCUGGACGUGUGCCAGAAGACCACCAAAAUUGGGGAUCGUAUUUCAGUCCGCAUGCUCGAGUACCUGACCUCGGUCAAGCAAAACAACAUGCCCUUCGGGCUAGACAAUCUUGCUCACAGCUUCUUGUCCACUUGCCAAGUCCUCCUCACUCUGCAGGCCGGGCUCGAGGAAUGCUCCAGGGCUGGUCCAUUCUUUCCCGCAGAUCUUCUGUCGGAGCUGGAGAAGAAGUUUCGCGUGUGUCAAGCCGACUUCAACCUACUCGAUCAAAUGCUCUUGAAGGUGCUUGAAACCGAAAGAAAAAGCCAUGGCGCCAUGGGAAAGAUGAAGCGUGGCUUCAGCAAACUGUUUGGUGAUACCGACUUCAGCAAGAUGACUUAUGCCCUGGAGCAGACACGCGAAUCUCUGAGGAUGAGCGCUCUAAUGUUCCAAUGGAGCCUCGGCAACGAGAAGAUCGAGAGCUCACAGGGCAUCGGCUUCACCGGCUUGGCAGCUGCUCUGAACAAGCUGGACAGCAAGAAGCCGACCGCUGCUCUCGACCGAACCAAAUCGUUGGACGCGAGCCGUUCACACGCACACCUUGCUCAAGAUGGCGCCCAUACCGCACAGCCUCCUCUACCGCCGUUGCCUUGGUCGGAAAGAUCUGCAUCGAUCAAUCAGAAUCCUGCACCUGCCGCUUUCGAUACGUCGUUGGAUUCGCGCAACCAGAUCCCGGACACGCGGCACUGGAGCACAACAACGCCUAGCUCCGUGGGCUCCCACGAGCGCCCUGUCCAGAACCACCAGUUCGAUCGACUCAGCUCCUUUGAGGAGACACUCUCGCACCAUACCGGAAGCGACACAGCAACCGAUGGCCUCUUGGAAGAAAUUGCUGCUCUCGAGCUCGGCUCUACUGGGUCCAAGGGCGUCAUGCGCCUCAAGGUUGAUCCCUUCACCAUGCCACGCUGGACGCCCCGGGCGAGCGGCGGGGCGGAUGGCGCCGGGAUGAAAGGCGCCUUGACAGCGGCCAUUCGUGGUCGAAACCACAAACUAGUUGAGCAGCUGCUCGAUCGUGGCGUUUCGCCCAACACGGGGCCUGAGAUCAAUGCUUUGAUCGAAGCAGUCCGUGUGCAGGACUCUGAAAGCAUUCGGCUGCUGCUCUGCUUCGGGGCCGAUCCCAACGGAACAGAUCGAGAGGGCAUGACGCCGCUUGCCGCUGCCACAGAGAAAUCCUAUCUUCCUGGCGCAGUCAUGCUUGUCAAGUACGGCGCUGAUCCCAACGUCAAGGCAGGUCCAGAACCGGAAUCGCCCCUGGCAAUGGCGACGGUUGAGAACAAGGUCAGCCUAGCCCACUUGAUGCUCAUGUAUGGCGGUGACGUGAGCAUCCUCAAUGUGGAGGGCGACACGAUGCUCAUUAGCGCCAUCAACAAGAAAACGCCAGCCAAAUUUGUCGAUCUCCUGCUCGACUACGGUGCCGAUCCGAACGGGAAGAGCGAGGAGGGCAAGACGGCCCUCUUUGAGGCUAUCACUUCGUCUCGCGCGGAUAUAGUCACUAGCCUCUUGGAGCAUGGGGCCAACCCCAAUCUUCCAGGCCCGAAGCACAUGCUGUGGCCUUCGACAUACAAACCACAGUGCCUCCAGAUCAUGCUGCAGCACGGGGCGGACCCCAAGAAGGCCCCCGGCAUUAUGGAACUGGCCGCAAGCCUCAACAAGAUCGAGUCAGUCAAGAUCCUACUCAAGGCUGGCGUCGACCCCAACGCAAAGAAGGAUGGCGUUUACACGCCCCUGUGCACUUCGAUCCGAGACAAUCACCCAGAUAUCUUCCAGCUGCUGCUGAGCAGCGGCGCGAACCCAAACACACCUGCAAGCGAAUACCCCACUUUCAAGUGCAUCACUCACAAUCGACUGCAUUACCUGCCUCAGCUGGUGGCCGCUGGGGCGGACCUGAAUAGCCCGAAGGGAAUCGUCGAGACAGCUGUUGCCUUCAACAGCAUGGAGGGGCUCGUCUGGCUCCUCGACCAAGGAAUGGACCCGAACGAACGUAACCCCAAGGGCCAGUCGCCAUUGACCACCGCCAUCCGCGAGAGGCGCACAGAGAUGGUGGAUCUCUUGAUCAUGCGUGGCGCCGACCCUAACAAGCGCGGUGAAGAUUGGCCGGUUUGCAUGGCGGUGCACUGCCCCAUCAUUCUGCAGCGCAUCUUGUCAGUCCUUGCUGAGCCUCGUGCUUUCAAGGGUGUCAUUGAACGUGCUGUGGCCGCCAACCAGAUCGAGUCCGUCAAGCUUCUCCUGGCCGCCGGCGUUUCUGUGGAGGACAAGAAUGGCGGCGUCUUCUCUCCCCUGACCACUGCCAUCCGCGAGGAUCGUCGGGAGAUUGUCAAGUACCUGCUCGAUCCCAAGGGCGGAAACGCCGACAUCAAUGCUCCCGGCGAGCAUCUGCCCAUUGUCAAGGCCGUACGCCGCUACCAUGGCGAGGACACGGCUAUCAUGGAAAUGCUUCUUGAGAACGGCGCGAACCCGAACAAGGUAUACCGCGGGUGGAAUGCCAUGUUCCAAGCCAUCGAGAACGGUGAUCUGAAUGUGCUGCGACUCUUGAAGGAGAAAGGCGGUGGUGUCGAUCCCGACGUAAAGGACGAGAUGGGCCGAACAGUGCUGGAGAUGGCGGAACAGAGGGGAUGGGAGGAGGCUGUCAAGCUACUGCAGGAGAAGUAG